AUGGACGAGACCGUCCUCCCCGACGUCGUCGACGAUGCCGUCGCCGCCUCGACCUCCGCCUCCUCCUCCUCCUCCUCGUCGACCUUUGUUCCGCCCUCGGUCCACCACGAGCCUCUCCUGACAGGCGCCUCGUUUACGCACUUUUCGCCCAUCCCGCCGUCCCUCCUCCCCUCCCCCGACAACGGCAACAACGACGACAAUAGCAACAACGACGGAACCAGAAGCAACACCGCGCCGCCGUGCGCCCUCGGCGUCGACGAAGCCGGCCGCGGCCCCGUCCUCGGCCCCAUGGUCUACGGCGUCUUCUUCCUCCCGCUCCCGCUCUCCGACCCGCUCCUCCGCACCGCCCACCACUUCGACGACUCCAAGGUCCUCACCCCCGCCGUGCGCUCCGACCUGAUGCGCGCGCUGUGCACCCCCGGCACCGACCUGCACGCCUCCUGCGGCUGGGCCACGGCCUCCCUCUCCGCGCGCGACAUCGCCGCCGGCAUGCUCCGCCCCGCGCACUCGGCCGCCGUAUAUAACCUCAACGCCCAGGCCAUGGACGCCACCGUCGAGCUCAUCAAGGGUGUCUACGCCCGCGGCGUCAACGUCCAGGAGAUUUACGUCGACACCGUCGGCCAGCCCGCCGCCUAUCAGGCCAAGCUCCAGCGCGUGUUUCCCACCGCCCGCAUCACCGUCGCGAAAAAGGCAGACAGCUUGUAUCCCUGCGUGAGCGCCGCGUCCGUCUGCGCAAAGGUCACCCGCGAUGCCGCCCUCGAGGAGCUCUACAAGGCGAGGGGCAGUGGCGACAGUGGCGAUGGCGACGGUGACGGCCAUGCGGCCAUGGCGUGGGGCUCGGGCUACCCCUCGGACGCGCGCUGCGUCAGCUGGAUGAAGGGCAAUAUGCACCCGGUUUUCGGCUGGGGGCCCGAGUGCCGCUUCAGUUGGGGCACCGCAAAGGACAUGCUCGAGGCCAAGGGCGCUGGCGUCCGCGUCGAGUGGCCCCUCGACGACGAUGGCGAGACGAGUCGCCUGACCGACUUCUUCACCGCGGGGCCGGCAGACAAGGACGCCAGCGAGCUGGGGACGUGGUAUGGCGCGCCGGCGGGCCUCGAGGCAUUCUAG
Purpureocillium lilacinum is the source of this 1107-nucleotide messenger RNA. RefSeq lists its product as uncharacterized. Gene Ontology annotation, cellular component: ribonuclease H2 complex. NCBI's taxonomy places the organism in Eukaryota, Fungi, Ascomycota, Sordariomycetes, Hypocreales, Ophiocordycipitaceae. The record is from RefSeq and is a predicted model, not a curated record. Gene Ontology annotation, molecular function: RNA binding; RNA-DNA hybrid ribonuclease activity. Gene Ontology annotation, biological process: mismatch repair; DNA replication, removal of RNA primer.